Salvia hispanica is the source of this 2672-nucleotide messenger RNA. RefSeq names its product two-component response regulator ARR12-like. Gene Ontology annotation, biological process: cytokinin-activated signaling pathway; phosphorelay signal transduction system. NCBI's taxonomy places the organism in Eukaryota, Viridiplantae, Streptophyta, Magnoliopsida, Lamiales, Lamiaceae. Gene Ontology annotation, molecular function: DNA-binding transcription factor activity; DNA binding. The record is from RefSeq and is a predicted model, not a curated record.
ACACACAUGCAUAUAUACUUGUACCUAUAGCCAUAUUAUAUUAAUAUUAUAACCAAUCACAAAACAAAAGACAAAAAAGAUCUACACAGGCAGGAGAGGAAGUGAUAAAAAUUUGGUGUUUUGUUGGGUUUAAAGUUGAAACCAUAAUCAUUGUCCAUUUCUAAACCUUUUAUUACUUUACUUGAAACACAGACAUGGUUUGGCUGUGUUCUGUUUUGUCUCCUUCCAAUUGGUGAUUUUUUGUCAAUUAUUGAUGUUGAAAGAAGCUUUUUUGCAUCUGGGCUUUUGUCAAUUGUUCAAGAAAGUGACUUUUUUUGGCAAAGACUCGAUUUUUAGCAUCCAAUCUCUGGCUUUCGCAUCUGGGUUUUAGGUAAAAAUGACUCUGGAGAAAAUUAUGAGCGACGGCGAAGGCUACGACGAUUUUCCGGCGGGCCUGCGUGUCCUCGCCGUUGACGACAAUCCAACUUGCUUGAAGUUGCUCGAGACUCUGCUUAGGAAAUGCCAGUAUCAUGUGACCACAACAAGUCAAGCUAGAAUGGCGUUGAAAAUGCUGAGGGAAAACAAAGAUAGAUUCGACUUGGUGAUCAGCGAUGUCCAUAUGCCGGACAUGGAUGGUUUUAAGCUUCUGGAACUUGUUGGUCUUGAAAUGGAUCUGCCUGUUAUCAUGUUAUCUGCAAAUGGCGAUCCCAAACUCGUGAUGAAAGGGAUCACGCAUGGAGCUUGUGAUUAUUUGGUCAAACCUGUUCGGAUUGAGGAGCUGAGGAACAUAUGGCAACACGUGAUCAGGAAAAAAAGGACUGAGCCAAAGAAUCAAAAUGGUUCUGCUGAUCAAGGAAAUGAUAAUCAAUCGAGUGGAGAAGGUAACGGGCCUCAAGCGGAUCGGAAUGGUAAAUGCAAUCGUAAGAGGAAAGACGAGGAAGAUUUCAGUGAAGAUAAUGAGAACGAAAAUGAAGACCCUGCAGCCUCGAAGAAGCCUCGGGUGGUCUGGUCUAUAGAGCUGCAUAGGAAGUUUGUUGCAGCAGUCAACCAGUUGGGAAUUGAAAAGGCUGUUCCUAAAAGGAUUCUUGACCUGAUGAACGUUGAAGGGCUUACUCGAGAAAAUGUGGCUAGCCAUCUUCAGAAGUAUAGGCUAUACCUGAAAAGAAUCAGUUCAGUUGCAUCCCAGCAAGCAAACAUGGUAGCUGCACUCGGGGUUAAGGAUUCCCAUUUCAUGCGUAUUGCUCCAUUCGAGGGCCUUGGGGAUUUUCGAACUUUUUCUGGACAAGGAAGGCUCGGAAGUGCUGCAUUAUCGCAUUACACAACUGGGGGCAUGUUUGGUCGACUAAAUACGCCAAAUGUAAACCUUCACAAUUUAUCUCCAUCCACGCUAAUCCAGCCCAAUCAUGGUCAAAGCUUAACCAACUCCAUCUCUGCCCUCGGAAAAGUGCACCCAGCCCUUGCAUCCACAAAUCAAAGUCAAAGUUUGUUUCAAGGAAUCCCAUCGUCGCUUGAACUGGAUCAGCUGCAGCAGAGUAAGUGCGGGACAGGGAUGUCAAGUUUCAACGCGAUGGAUAACUCAAGAUUGCGGAAUAAGUUCUCAGAUCCGGGAGCAGCAAUCAAUAGCUCAAGCAAUAUCUUUAACAGCUCUACGAAUAUGAUGCUACAGGGAAGCUACCAGCAAACAAUGAGCGGUGGAGGAUUUGGGGAUCAGUCUUCUCAAAACAUGGCUUCUUUGAACAUGGAUUCCUUCAAUGUUGGUGUCAACAGUUCCUCCAGUUUGUUGGAUUCUGCUACUAUUCAAUCGUCUACAACACAGCCGGCUUCUUUGCUUUCUACCGAGCCUUUUCACAGUCAACAACUGCCUAUGAGCACCACGGGGAAUAAUGGCUUCUCCAAUGAUCCUUAUUUACAGAAGAACGCGAUUGAUACUUCUUCUACCACCAUGUCCUUGCCUCUAGAAGAUUCUAGAGAAAUGCAUUACCAACAAGGUUUGGUUGGUGAUGUGCAGAACAUUAGUCAUAUCCCCAGCCAAAGGUGGGGAGAGCAGGGGCAGAGUUAUGGUCACGGUUCAACAGCCACUUUUGGUUCCUUGAACGCUCACGUUCCUGUCAGCGGCUUAAGCCAUAGUCUGGACCAGGAUAGUGGGAUCAUCAAUGAGAAGAUGGGAGUCUUCAUGAAUGGCAGAUUGGGUGGAGGUGCUUCGACUCUUAUGCUGCAAAAUGGGAAUGAAAAGCUGGCAUCAGAAUCGAGAGCAAUGGCCAAUGACAGUUUCCUCUUGGAGCAACAAAAGAUUCAAAGUGUAUUUGCUCCUCGUAGUUAUGAUCCAUUGGAUGCUAUGAUGAAUGCUAUGAUCAAACGGGAACAAGAUGAAACCAUAGCAAACUGUGAUUUCGGGUUCGAUGAUUAUUCUUUUGAAUCAGGGAUGUGAGGCUGCGAAACAUUCGAAAUCCUCGACCACGAGUCUGUCUAUAUGAUGAUGUAUUCUACCAAUUUCUUUCAGAACAUUUGUAGAAUGUUUGAGUUUUCUCGUGUUCAUUUUUUUUUAUCUGAUGCUUGCAGCUCAGAGUAGUGCUGUACUGAGUUAGGGAGACAAAUAAGGCAUUUCAAGAAUGAGUUAUCAUAAGUUUGUAGGCAUUAGACUCUCCAACCUAUUUCACCUUGAUUUCAGUAGAAAUGAUUUGAGUUUGAUAUAA